UGCGGAGGGAGCGGGUGCAGGGGGUAGGUGCCCGGGGAGCUGGUGCCGGCAGGGCAGCCCAUCCAUGGAGGAAAAGCGCAUUCUGUGCAUUGGCCUGGUUUGCCUGGACAUAAUCAGCGUGGUGGACGCGUACCCGCUCGAGGACACGGACACCAGGUGCCUGUCUCAGCGCUGGCAGCGGGGUGGCAAUGCCUCAAACUCCUGCACCGUGUUGUCCCUGCUGGGGGCGCCCUGCGCCUUCAUGGGCUCGUUGGCGCCCGGACACGCAGCAGACUUCGUCCUGGCCGACCUGCGGCGCUAUGCAGUGGAGCUCACCCACCUGGUCCCGCACCCCGAGAGCUCCUUCCCCACCUCCAUCGUCAUCAGCAAUGCGAGCAGGGGCACCCGCACCAUCCUGCACACAAACAGUUUCAUCGUGGCGGACCUCCGACGCAGGGGUGUGGAUGUAGCGCAUGUGGCGUGGCAGAGCCGGGGGGACACGCCAUGCGCCUGCUGCCUUGUCAACAGCACCAACGGCUCACGGACGGUCACACUCUAUGACACAAACCUGCCAGAUGUGACAGCACAGGAUUUUGAGCAGGUCGACCUCACCCAGUACAAGUGGAUCCAUUGGGAGGGCAGGAACGCUGCGGAGCAGGUGAAAAUGAUCCAGCGCGUGGAGGAGUAUAACCGGACCUGCCCAGCCCACCAGAGAGUCUCUACGUCGGUGGAGGUGGAGAAGCCCCGAAAGGAGCUGUACCAGCUCUUCGGCUACGGAGACGUGGUAUUUGUCAGCAAGGACGUGGCGAAGGACUUUGGUUUCCACUCGGCUCCCGAGGCCGUGAAGGGGCUUCACACCCGUGUGAGACCAGGGGCCACUGUGAUCUGCGCCUGGGCCGAGGCAGGGGCUGACGCGCUGGGGCCUGACGGGGAGCUCGUCCACUCAGACGCCUUCCCCCCAGAGACCAUCGUGGACACGCUGGGCGCUGGAGACACCUUCAAUGCCGCUGUUCUCUUGGCCCUGUCGAGAGGGCAGAGGCUGCAGGAGGCGCUGGCCUUUGGGUGCCAGGUGGCUGGCAGGAAGUGCGGGGUCCAUGGGUACGACGGCAUCGUGUGAACAGAGCGCCGCCCGCUGGAGGAGACGCCCCCUUUGCACCAGGAGGCUGCAGCUGGUGCUGACUUGCUGGGAUUUCCUGGGGCGCAAGGGCUGAGCUGUUGGUGCUGCCGGCCGGGUGCCACGGUGCCUGCUGCCCGGGCACUGUACCCGGCCCUGCGGGUCCCCUCCCCGUCCAGCUUAGUCAAUAAACGCUUGGGAACAGCU
Chrysemys picta bellii (western painted turtle) is the source of this 1300-nucleotide messenger RNA. The record is from RefSeq and is a predicted model, not a curated record. NCBI's taxonomy places the organism in Eukaryota, Metazoa, Chordata, Testudines, Emydidae.